AUGGUAUCAUACAUUUUCCAUACAUAUGCUGAAGGUAUAUCCUUGAUUGAUACAAUUAACAAUACAAUAGAAGAGUUGAACAUAAAGAAUUGUUUUUUCGCUUCAUACGAAUCAAUGAUUCUGGUUGGUGAUUAUAUCUAUAUCAUUGGUGGAUGGCAUAACCGAAAGAAAUGGUAUAAAUUUUCAAUUCAAUCGAAAUCAAUUGAAUAUACUGGUGAUAUCGAAGGAAUAGAGAUUGGAGAUUACGUAUCUAUAUGUUACGAUGGUAAAGAUUAUAUCUAUUUGGUUAAUGGGUAUGAAUCGACAUCUUAUAAUAUAGAAGAUAGACUUAAUAUAGAUAGAUUCAAUAUCAAUACAAUGAUAUUCGAGAGAUAUCAUCAACUAAGCAAUCAUUAUAAACGACAAAUAUCAACAAUGAUCUUUAAUAACAACCUAUAUUCUUUGGCAUUCAACAACAAGAGAAUGUUAUUUAAGCUAGAUCUAACUAGUCAAACAGUAACAGAUAUUGAAAUCGAUAUUAAUACUAGAACAGCAUGCUAUGACGAUAAAGGAAAUUUCUAUAUUCAUUCCAAACAUAAUAAUCGAUUCAUAAGAUUCAAUGUCGAAACCAAUCAGACAACUAAUUUAAUCAGUUUACCAGAGAAAGAAGGUGAUGUUUUUCUCAUGUAUCAUCGAAUGUCACCAACAUCAAACUAUAUCUAUUCAUUUGGUGGUGUAGACUAUGGUAAUUUUAGAUAUUCCAUUGAAACUGACCAAAUUGAACCAUACCAUACUGACCUUCCUUAUCAUAGCUACUGGUAUGGUUCUUUAUCAAUUCCAUAUUAA
Molecule: messenger RNA, 825 nt
Organism: Heterostelium album PN500
Lineage: Eukaryota; Evosea; Eumycetozoa; Acytosteliales; Acytosteliaceae
Product: kelch repeat-containing protein
Exons: 1
Coding region: 1-825 (274 amino acids)
Molecular function (GO): protein binding
Source: RefSeq, a predicted model, not a curated record